AUGAAUCUCCGCCGUUGUGCUGGUGUGCGCCGCCUCAGUUCCAUUGCCACAGAUAAUUCACUUGUACCGGCAGACAAAAUCUUUAGCGAUGGUGCCAAUCGAAUUCCUGAAGAUGUUGUGCGGGAGCUUGACAAAUUUAUCGUAGGACAGCACGAGGCUAAGAAAGCGGUGGCUGUGGCUCUUCGUAGUCGCUGGCGACGUCAACAGCUCCAGAAUGACGCACUUCGAGCUGAGAUUUCACCCAUGAACAUUCUCAUGAGUGGUCCUACAGGAUCUGGUAAGACAGAGAUCGCUCGUCGACUGGCAAAGAUCUCUGGUUCGCCGUUUCUUAAGAUCGAAGCCACUAAAUUUACUGAGGUGGGAGUCUACGGUGCCAACGCAAAUUCUAUGAUUAAGGAUCUCGUAGACGUGGCUGUGAAUCAAGAAAGAACUAAGGUCCAAAAAAUUCAUGCAGCUGCAGCCCGAGAACGAGCUAUUGAUCGAAUCGUAGACCUGAUGGACGGUAAGAACCUUAGUGAUAUUUCAAGAGCAAAAUUGCGUGAGGAGAUUUCUUCGGGCAAGGCAGGUAACCGCAAAGUACGUGUGCACCUCAAACCAAUAUCAAAUAAAACGCGGUCUAUGUCAUCAAAUUCAGAGACGAUGAUGGAGAUGCCACCUGAACUUGAAAAGAUGAUGAAACAUCUGGAUACGCUCAUGACAUCACGUUUUUCUAAUAGUGGUAGCAACAGUGAGGAUAAAAUGACAAGCAUGACCAUUAAAGAGGUGCUUCCUCGUUUUGAAGCUGAAGAGUCCGACAAAAUCAUUGACGAAGACAAAGUCGUUGAGAAGGCAUUAGAGAAUGUACAACACAAUGGCAUUGUGUUCCUGGAUGAGAUCGAUAAAUUAGCCAAUGCGGGCGAUCAAGAUCGAUCUGGAGGAAAUGGAGUAAGUUACCGGAAAGGUGAAGGUGUUCAAAAAGAGUUGCUGGCACUCACGGAGGGAUGUGCUGUAAACACUCGCUAUGGGCUUGUUUACACUGACAACAUCUUAUUUAUUGCCAGUGGUGCCUUUCACCGCUCAAAACCUUCAGACUUAAUGCCAGAGUUGCAAGGUCGUCUGCCGAUUCGUGUAGCGCUUUCACCUCUCAAUGCGGCUGAUUUCGAGAAGAUUCUCAAGGACACAGAUCACAACUUGCUGGUGCAGACAAGCGCGCUAAUGGAGACAGAGGGUGUCAAGCUAACAUUUACCGACGAUGCUAUUGCUGAGAUUGCAUCCAUAGCGGAGCAGGUGAACGCCCAGACUGAUAAUAUCGGAGCACGGCGCCUGGCAACGGUUGUUAAUAAGAUUACGGAGGACGUAUCUUACCACGCUCCUAAGAUGAGUGGCAUGGCUUUUGAGGUUGACAAGAAGUACGUGCAGCAGCGUCUUUCAAAUGUGUUAGAGCGCACGGAUCUUUCAAAGUUUAUUCUGUAA
Plasmopara halstedii is the source of this 1452-nucleotide messenger RNA. RefSeq names its product atp-dependent protease atpase subunit. The record is from RefSeq and is a predicted model, not a curated record. The transcript has a single exon. Lineage: Eukaryota; Oomycota; Peronosporomycetes; Peronosporales; Peronosporaceae. Gene Ontology annotation, cellular component: HslUV protease complex. Gene Ontology annotation, molecular function: peptidase activity; ATP hydrolysis activity; ATP binding. The coding region runs from base 1 to 1452 and encodes 483 amino acids.